AUGGCAUCAAAGAUACAAAAUGAACUCCUCUGCCUUCGAUGUUCUUUUCUUCAAGAGAUGUGGUGGGUCCUGUGGGUGCUCGCCAUCCUGCUGGCUCUGUUCUGCAGCCUGGACGUCUGGUACUUCCUGCGGGUGGUGGUGGUGGUGCUGCGAGCCUGGUUUCAGCCUCCAGUCUGGGACGUGACGGCAGAGCAGGUCCUAACAGGCCGGGUCACCCCCCAUGACAUCGACAUGUGCCACAUGAACAAUGCCCGCUACCUCCGGGAGUGUGACUUUGCCCGCUUCUCCCUGUACACGCGCAACGGCGUGUUCAAAGCAGUACGGGCCCUCGGAGCGUCGAUGGUCGUGGGGGCCACCACCAUCCGGUACCGCAGGGCUCUGUGUAUAGGGGAGAGUUACGAGCUGCGCAGCAGGAUCGUCACUUGGGACGACAAAGCCUUUUUCCUGGAGCAGAGGUUCGUGUCGGCAAAGGACGGCUUGGUGUGUGCCGUCAUGUACUGCAAGCAGAGUGUGAUACGCGGCAGUCCAGACAAGAUCAUGCAGCACCUGUGCAAAAGGAAGGUGGAGUGCCCCGAGUUCCCGGAGGAUCUUCAGCACUGGGUCAGCUUCAUCUCUGCCAGCAGCCAAGCCCUCAGAUCUGAGAGUGGUCUGGAGGAAAAGAACAAAUAGAAUCAUGGGCAGCUCUGAGGACUGGCUUUUUGUUAGCCAGUCAGUUUACCAGCCCAUGAUUCACAGUCUACUAAGAGAAAUAUUUGAUUUCUCACAAUCGAUACUUGACUAAUACACUGUUGUGCCUAUGCUUUACAUUUAAGGUACGCCUCUUAAAAACCGACUUCGCAUGAACUCUAUUAUAUACGGAUACAUAGGGGUGUACUUACAGAGACAAACACUAAGAAGAGUGUAAAUGAUCAAUUUCAGGGCAUUUGAAUGCUAAUAAAUGAUGAUUACUUAUUCACUAAUUGAAACUUUCUUGUAUGACUAUGAAUUCUUUGAUUUAACAGCUGCAAUAAAACAAAUGAAUUA
Menidia menidia (Atlantic silverside) is the source of this 1023-nucleotide messenger RNA. Lineage: Eukaryota; Metazoa; Chordata; Actinopteri; Atheriniformes; Atherinopsidae. The record is from the annotation of a GenBank genome assembly.